AUGAACUUUGACAGGCCGGGAUUUCCGCCUCCUUUCCCGCCUGCAGAAGCCGAUUGGGGCAUUGAGGAGACGUCCCACCAUCGAAAACGGUUUGACUCCGUCAGCACCAGUGAGUGCUCCCAGCCGCACCGAAGCAAAGAGUAUGAUUUGCGGUCGCCGACUCUCUGUAACCGCACAAACUCGUUCGGCAUGAACUCCGAUAUCCUCUACACGGGCCACGGGAGGAGAGACAAUCUCAUUACCAUGAAGCCGUGUACCGAAAACUUCAGUAAAUUCAUCCUCAAGUAUCUCCGUCUCCCCCCAAUCAGGGCACUGCUAGUGGAGAAGUUCAAGUACAACCUAGUGCUCUCGAAUCUUUUGGACGAUUCGCUCGUGCUUUCCAAGAAUGAGCAGGCGCUCGAAGGCUUAUUACAGGCCAGGAGCUCGGGGGAGCACCACGUGCCUGUAUCUUUAAAACGAAAGUUUAGUGACGACGGCAUCCGGUUGAAAAUCGUCAACAAGAAGUACGUCUUACUCGUACCGUCAUCCCUACUGCGCCCGGAGCUCCUUUUUAACACGAUCAGCUUGAUAAUCUUUCUCUUGAAGCAAAUCAAGUUCUCUUCUUCUCGCAUGAAGCUGGCCUCUCGCAUCAAGUUAUUCAAGAUCCUCUUGAUCACCUCCACCUGGAUUCUCAAGUCUAAGCGGGCUCAGGCUACCAUAGAAUCCGUACGAAGCCUACGAAGCCUAGAUGACUUCAUGAUUUCAAACUGCAAAGUCAACAAGGCCAUUAUUGCACAUAUCAUCAGGUUAAAGGAGCUGCGCUUGUUUUCAUCUCAAAGAAAGGCCCCCGCACAGCUGUCCAAUAUGGGUUCGUCGGCUUAUUCGGAAUCACCGGAUAGACACUUGGACAUGCUUCUUACCAGUCUUGUCCUCAACUUGAGAUAUUCUAUUCGCGAACUCCUUCCCUUGGCAAAUGGAGCGUUGCUUGAGAAAUACUGUCUGAUCAACAGCGUUCAAGUCAGCGCUAUUUACGAUACCCUGCAAUCUGAGCAUGAUGAUCCUCUCACGCUCGAAGCACUCACGGCGAAAUUGAGCGUGUUCAACAGCCACCGGCGCUUUUUUGUGUGCCAGCUCCUAACUGUGCACGACUGUCCUUCCCACAACUUUUUCCUCUUGACACUUUCGGAUCAUUUGAAUAUUGACGUGGCUUCCGAUCAGAUGUCGUGCACGGCCACACGCAGGGCUGCAAGGCUCGAUAAGGUGUUGCAAGAUCAUACCGGGACACUCGACCACCUUCUAGGCUUGAAUGAAAAGUUCAAGAUACUCGAGAAUUUACCAGGCUCCUCAGACUACGCGAACCAUGAUGUCUUAGCACACAACUUCAACAACAAUAAUAAAGCCGAUGACGUGCUUGCACUUGACUCUGAUGCAGAACUCAAUAACCUUAUCAACAAAUUGCUGACUGUGAUGACCAGCCUCAAAUACUUCAAAAAGUAUAGCCAACUGAUUGCCAACCUAAACAAUGCUGACGAGCACGAAGAAAGACUAGCCAUUUUUGACCUGUUUCAAGGCGACUUAGAGUCAUGCAUGGAGAUUUUUGGCACAUGUAUGGGCGAAUACAAGUCAGGCUUCCAGGAAAAGUUUAAUUCCGCAACAUCGGUAACUUCUUCAAGGUCCAACUCCCAGCGCAAUUCUUUGCACAGCGAACACAACUUUAAUCUCAAGUCGUUCCGCACCCUGUCUGCCAAGUCAAGAAAAAACAAUCUGAUUGUGUCACCUAGAGACUCACAAGUAUCUUUGGAUACAACUGGCUCACCGGAAAGGGCUGACAAACAGUCAAAGCGAGUUUCAUCGGGGCUACUGCUUGGUCUUUUGACAGUAUUAGAAGAUCCUCAACAAACGAGGGUUCAACUGAGAGCAAAUACCCUGAAGAUGUAUAAUUUCAGUGGAUUGAAUCGUGAGAGCUAUAAUCAGGCCGCAUUGGACGCUUUAACGAAAAAGGCGAAUAAUGGUCAUCAGACGGCCCGGUUUUCACGGACGUCAAUGAAUUCAAACAUCUCUGGAUUGUCCGAUCUCAUUGCUUCUACUCAAAUAACCACCGAUGAAGAUGAUGAAGAGAAUGCAAGAAUCGAACUUUUGGCCGAGGGGGCGACCCAGGGUAUGUCAAAGGCAGACCUUGAAAAGAAACUCGAGGAAAGCUUUGCAAGAAUCUACAAUUUGGAGAAGCCUCUUUUUGUCGAGGAGGACCAAGACCAAAUCAGCAUCACUAAGAACACGACGUUUUUGCGCAACUUAGAGGAAUCUCUUAGCGCCAAGCCUGGCAGCUAG
Metschnikowia bicuspidata var. bicuspidata NRRL YB-4993 is the source of this 2307-nucleotide messenger RNA. RefSeq lists its product as uncharacterized. The record is from RefSeq and is a predicted model, not a curated record. Lineage: Eukaryota; Fungi; Ascomycota; Pichiomycetes; Serinales; Metschnikowiaceae. Gene Ontology annotation, molecular function: myosin binding. Bases 1 to 2307 code for a protein of 768 amino acids. The transcript is spliced from 3 exons.